UUAUACUUUUAUUGAGGUAAGUGGUCUAUAAGGCUGUGGAAUGGAAGGACGACUGCUACGGACACUUUCCAAACUUCUUUCCAGUAAUGGAUCUCUGAUGUGUGCUCCAUGAAAAAUUCUCUUGGACUUCAGGGUCGAUUACCUGAAUAGAAUAAAUAAUUAUUUGCCACAUCCGGAAUCUAACCCGAAUCCCGAAGAAUAUGAGCAAAGUGUCUUUCUCAAUGAACUACCCCGCUGCCAAUUAAUUAUUGUGUAGAUGAAAAAUAAUCGGUGGUAACUAUCAGUUGAGUAAGAAAG
Molecule: messenger RNA, 297 nt
Organism: Nezara viridula (southern green stink bug)
Lineage: Eukaryota; Metazoa; Arthropoda; Insecta; Hemiptera; Pentatomidae
Source: the annotation of a GenBank genome assembly